Molecule: messenger RNA, 1303 nt
Organism: Manihot esculenta (cassava)
Lineage: Eukaryota; Viridiplantae; Streptophyta; Magnoliopsida; Malpighiales; Euphorbiaceae
Product: peroxidase 27
Exons: 4
Coding region: 36-1022 (328 amino acids)
Biological process (GO): hydrogen peroxide catabolic process; response to oxidative stress
Cellular component (GO): plant-type cell wall; plasmodesma
Molecular function (GO): peroxidase activity; heme binding
Source: RefSeq, a predicted model, not a curated record
CCGACAUUGAUUUUCUGCUCAUUUAGAGAAAAUCAAUGGCUGUUCAAAAGAUGAUUUGGGUUUUGUUUUCUCAAAUGAUUCUCAUUCUCUUUUUCUUAGAUUUCACUAAUGCAAGUGGUCUGAAACUAGGGUUCUACUGGAGGAGUUGCCCUAAUGCAGACCAAAUUAUCAAAACAACUCUUAACAAAUACAUUAGAAGAGACCCAACUCUUGCUGCUCCUUUGUUGAGAAUGCAUUUCCAUGAUUGCUUCGUUAGGGGAUGUGACGGUUCUGUGCUAUUAAAUUCAAAGAGAGGCAAUCAAGCUGAGAAAGAAGCAAUCCCAAACCAAACCUUGAGAGGAUUCAAUGUGAUUGAUGCUGUGAAAUCAGCACUAGAAAAGAAGUGUCCUGGUGUGGUUUCUUGCGCUGAUACCUUAGCCUUAGUAGCUCGAGAUGCAGUUUCAAUGAUUGGGGGACCAUUUUGGGAUGUUAAAACUGGACGGAGAGAUGGAAGAGUGUCAAUUGCCUCGGAGGCUUUAACACAGCUGCCAUCUCCUUUUGCCAACAUAAGUGAGCUUAAACAAAAUUUUGCUGUCAGGGGUUUAAAUGUUAAGGACCUUGUUGUUCUAUCAGGAGGACACACCAUUGGCAUUGGGCAUUGCUUUAUAAUAUCAAACCGCUUAUACAAUUUCACAGGCAAAGGCGACACUGACCCAUCACUAGACCCCAAAUACGCAGCAGCAUUGAAGAAAAAGUGCAAGCCAGGAGGAGACAACAAGGCAAUUGUGGAAAUGGACCCUGGAAGCUUCAAAACAUUUGAUGAAGAUUACUACAGAAUUGUGGCUAAACGAAGAGGGCUCUUCCAAUCUGAUGCAGCUCUUCUUGAUGAUGUUGAAACCAGAGCUUAUGUCCAGCUUCAGUCUCUCACCCAUGGAUUCACUUUUGCUCAAGAUUUUGCUGAUUCAAUGGUUAAACUUGGUGAUGUUGGCGUCCUCACUGGCUGCCAAGGUGAAAUCAGGAAACGCUGCACUUUCGUCAAUUAAUUAUUCCCCAUAUUUCUUCUUCUGCUUCUCCUAAUAAAAUAAUGAUUUGAUCAAUCCAUUGAUCGUAUUGCAGCAAAGUUACAUGUUUGUGUAAAUUUCUUUUCAAAUUUUUGUAUUCUUUUUUUUUUUUUUUAGGUUUUUUAUGUGAAUUUCUCUGUAUUGGUUUUGUGAAUGUGGGAAACAAAAUGGUUGCCGAAGGUAGUUUGAUGGUAAUUAUUGAAAAAAGGCUAAUGAGGCCUUGCUCUACUGCAAAUGUUUGAAGCUUUGAAAUCAAGUGGUUC